Scophthalmus maximus (turbot) is the source of this 1169-nucleotide messenger RNA. It is a transcript of the gene atoh1b, whose product is annotated as atonal bHLH transcription factor 1b. The transcript has a single exon. NCBI's taxonomy places the organism in Eukaryota, Metazoa, Chordata, Actinopteri, Pleuronectiformes, Scophthalmidae. Bases 168 to 875 code for a protein of 235 amino acids. The record is from RefSeq and is a predicted model, not a curated record. Gene Ontology annotation, molecular function: protein dimerization activity.
CUGCGGGGCUGUCAGGGCCGUCGGAGGGCAGGGAGUGACACCAAGGUGACUGAGGGGAGGCUGUAUAAAAUGCUGGCGCCGCGCAGCCCACUCCAAAGACGAGGACAGCAGCCGGAGUCGUCCGUGUGCCCAUCCCCUGCCGCGCACGACCACAGGCCGGCGCAGUGAUGACUGCGAGAGCAGAGAUUGCGAGCUGGCCAGAGUACCCCGAGGACUUCGGCCUGCAGCAGCAGCAGCAGCAGCAGCAGCCGCAGCGCAGCCUGGCCCACAUCCACUCCAAAAGUUGGAUUUCUUCGAACUCGGUCCGCGCGUUCUCGAGGAGGGACGCGCACGGAGCUGCGGACGCGGGCAUCUCGCUGGAGCGACUCGUGCCAACGCGCACACUGCCCGAGUGCCUGUCGUCUGCAGGCGCCACAGAGGCCGACUGCGAGCAGGCAGCCGCGGGGGGCCAGGUGGGCCACUUCGGCCCCCACAAGCACCGGCGCGUCGCCGCCAACGCCCGGGAGAGGAGGAGGAUGCACGGCCUGAACAAGGCGUUCGACGAGCUGCGGAGCGUCAUCCCUUCAAUGGAGAACGAGAAGAAGUUGUCCAAGUACGACACCCUCCAAAUGGCGCAGAUUUACAUCACCGAGCUGUCGGAGCUCCUGGACGACGUGGUUGAGUCGGAGUGCUCGGCGGACAAGACCUCCAGGAGGAGUCUGGUCCACUCCGGAGAGCCGCGGGACCCCAACGCCUCCCUGGGCCACCUCAUCAUAUACGGACCCACGUCUGACCUGGGGUCAAACACUUCCACGGCCUCUUACUCACUCAACAGCAGUGAUGGGGAAUCGUCACAUCUCAGUGACGUGGAGGAGAGUCAGAACGGGAGACAGUGACACAGAAGAGAACCAAAUGUCUCAGCUCAUAUGAUAGUCCUGCAUAUAUUCUCCUGUCUUGAUUGAUUAGAUGUUGCACUGCCAAAUGAAAAAAAAAAAGCCCGACCUUUAUUUUUUUACUUCCUAAAGCCCUUUAUGCACUUUAUAUGUCUUGAACAUCACCAAUGGAGUUUUCAGUGUCAUUGGUGAUAUUUGUCUAAAUUAAUUAACAGUUAUUUUGAUAUUUAUGUUUAGCUAUGGGGUAUUUUGUGUCUGCAUUGUUUUGCUACAAUAAAGAUAUUGUUAAGAAAUGAG